CCCAAAAUUUAAUUGCAGAGCACGAAAAUGAUGUUUCAAAAUUGAUCACAAUGAGUUGAAAGACGCUAUCUCCGACCAUGAGUAGUUUGAGCGGAGUGUGCCUACGGAGAUCUUCUGCCGUAGACGUGCAUCUUCUCCAAGAUGUCCGCUGCUUUUCGGCCGUGACUGGCUCUCCGUGCCGCGUCAAACCUAGUCCUGGCUGCGCGAGCACUUCGUUUGUGGAGAAUGUGAAACCUCACAGCAGAAUCGCGCAGGCUGCAACCAUAGUUUCCACAAAGAGAUGGUCGGGUGGCAACCAUCACACGAGAGGCACCACCAUUGUAGACUUGAGUCGCAUCGUGGAGCUCCACAAGAGUAUGUUGCCCGACGAGCUGCUGCAGGAAUGCAGGAAGCUGAGCAAGACGAGAAGCGCGCGGCCCGAGGGCAUGGCGCAGCCACCACCGGCAGAAGCCAUUAGCGCGGCGUGCGCGCCGCUCAAGGAGUACGUGCUGAACGAGUGCACCGGGAAACUUGUCAGCGUGAUCGGCUCUCUGUGCGCCAGCAUGAACCACUGGAUGCCCGGCUUCUCGUUUGACACCUUGCCCAUGAUCUGUGGACGCAUGGCCGGCAAUAUGAAGCUGCUGAGUGUGCCGGAGAUCAUUGCGUUCGCCGAGAUUCUGCCACACUCCUCGCCCGUGUCUGUUCGUUUGUGCAACGAGGUAGCUCAGAUACUGUUGCCGGUGCGUCACCUGCUUGCACCCAAGCAAAUGGCAUCGUGCCUGUGUUUCCUGGGCCGCGGUACAGACCCCGCUGUGCAUGAGCUACUGCAGCACUGUGGCAACCUGAUGACGAUGCCGCAGCUUAGACAGCUGUCUCUGCCGCUGCUACUGGGCUGCACACAGGCGGCAUACUGCAAGCAGCUGGCGUUACAGCCCUUCGUCGCCAACCUGACGUCCGUACUGGAGACACAUCCCGACCUGGAGAAGAGUGCCAUGACGCUGCACGUGGCCUGCCACCAGCUGGUCGACAACGGUUACAAGCUGCCGGAGGCUCUGGUUGCACGCUACCACCGCUGCUUACCGCCAGCAGCUGCACUGGAGCAGAUGUCGGCAGAGCGUCUAGCUCAGAUCAUGGCCGUGCUCUCAUGCGUUCCCACAUCGGCCGAGCGUAUCGGCACCGAGCAGCAGGUCGCCAUGGCGCUGCUCGCUGACAUCAGCAAGGUGCCGAAAGCGCGGCUCGUCACGCUACUGCGAGCCGCCAAGCGCAGCAUGUGCCACAGUCGGGCCUUGCCCAGCGUGGUGUUUGCCAUCAGUGCCGAUCCCGGAACGAGUCAGAUUUCGCUCGACGACUUUCACUUUGUCCUGUCGAGCGCCAAGUCGCUGCAGGUGGUGGACCGCGGCCGUGUACUGCACUGGGCGUUGCAUGUUUUCGGAGCCAAGGUGCAGUCGCUCACAGCCGCUGACAUCCCGGACUUCUUGCAGUGCUUACUGCUGCUGCCCGCUCCGGAAAGUAGAACCCAGUGGCAGUAUGCGGAGCAGUUUGCGGCGCUCGUCAACAGCCUGAUCACGUUCACGUCGUCUCAGCCAGAGUCCUUGUUCACCAUGGCCCAGCUAGAUCACUUUGUUCAAGUCAUGGAGAGAUCCAAAUUUGCACCUAGUAUCAGCCAGUUGCGGUCGCUGUUUCUGCCGAGGAUGGCUUCAUCAUCGCCCGCGGAGCUGGUCAGCUGUUUGAGACGCAUCCACUCUGCCUUCGGCCGGUCGCAGCCAGAGAUUGUCGACCUAGCCAUUGGUGUCCUGGAGAAAGACCGCCUGGACCAGCUGGAAAUCUCCGACCUCGUCUGGAUGGUGAAGUACUUUGAGGAGUGUCCAGUUGAAUAUCAAAUCACUGUCAAAGGAGGUCACCAAUUCUUACUGGAGGCUCUGAGUGGCCACGUUACCUCUGGGCAGCUCUCUGCAGCAGACCUCAGUGAACUUGGUGGCCUGCUACGAUUGGGUGCGGUUGCCUAUCCUCUGUUGCAUCAUGUGACAGAACAUCUGUAUAAAGAGUUAGCCAGUUUGUCAACACUGCAGCUUAAAAAAUUCCAUCGUAUCGUGACCAGCUUGGUGAUGCCCGACAGAAAUAUACUUGAUCGUGUUCAGGAAGCAGUUCGAAAGAAUGCGUCGCUGAGUAAGGUGGGCGAGCUGCAGGCUCUCAUACCCAUGAGCGUGUCAACCUUGCAUUUGGCCAGCAUCGAUCGUCUCCUCACGGAGAUUGCUGACGGCGAUGGCAUGCGAGAGGCCAAGUCGCUGCUGGACCAUGCCAGCCUUCUCCCGUUGCUCUACAAACACGGUAUGCUGUCUAAGGGUGCCUACCUUGGACGGAAGCUGGGCGAGGAAAUGACCAGGCGGUAUGCUCACAUCAUGAAAUACGAGGUGAAGUUUGAGUACCCCUGGCUACUCUACUGCAUCAGCAUGGUCUCACCAGUGCCGAGAGAGCUGCUGAGGAUCUGCCAGGCCAUUGUACCCGACCUCCGACCACUGGACGCUGUCUAUGUGCUGAGCGCUUAUGCAUCCGCAGGGUCGGUGCCUGAAAGCGUGCGUGCUCUCUUUGCCAGGGAAAUCGUGGCCGGCUGGUAUCUAGUGCCGCCGGAGUGGCAAGGCAGACGGGCGCUCGCCCUGGUCAAGCUGGACUUCCUAGGCAGUGAGCACAUCGUGCAGCUCUCCAUGGAGGGCCUGCAGCAGCACGACCCGCGUGUUGCCAAGCUCCUCAAGGCAGCUCACAUCAGCCAGCCAUCACUAGUGAAGGCGACGAUCAGCAGCCUUGAGCAGGGCACACCGGACAAUGCCAGGACCUGGUGCAGGAUGCUUCUGCAUCUACUGUCGCACUGUUCGGAAGUACAGUACGACGCCGGUCUGUUGCGUGAGCUGGAGCAGGUCGCUGGCACCGACAUCCAGUACGACACGCUGGACACACUGAGACUGGCCGCCACCGAGUGGAUGCAGCUGUGCCAGAGCGGUGGCGGUGUGCUGCGCCUCUCUGACCACUGCUGGCAGCUCUUACACCAGGCGUACCCUGGCAAACUGAUGUUCGAUGGAGAGGAGGCGGACGCGGAGGAGGCCGAGUUCGCCAUGCUGCUAAACGGCGUUGGCCACGUGCAGUUCGGUACGGAUCGUCUUCACAAGGACUCCGUGCAGCUCCUGGGAGGGAGGCACUGCCGCAAUGUUUCCAAGGCCUACUUUGACUGUAACAGUCACUGUUCAGAUGAUCCCAGCGCCGACGCUUGCUCCGACUGGUCUCUGCGCUCGCAUCUGGUGCACUGCAUUGGACUGGCCGCACGGGGCGAGACCUGGGAAAGUGCUGGCCUGCUAGCAUCCUUCGACGACUGGUCAACGGAUGCACCUGACCUUGAUAUCUCUUCUAAUGCUUCCACUCCCACUGGCAAUGAGCCCAUUGAAGACAAGUCACCAGCUUGUGUCGCUCAUGCGGAUGGCACAGCGGAUUCAAGCAGUUCUCAAUCAUCGUCAAUACCCGAGAGGGUGGCAUCAGUUGGCGAGGCAACGACUAAUACCGCAACAACAGCAACAGCGGUGACUGCUUACAGCUGGCAGCUGCCAGGUGCUGUCGACGACGGCAGUGCAGUGGCUGAAAAGCCGCAGGUGCUAUGCCAGCCACUCGAUCUGUCUCUGCUGUCGCUGGCCAGGAAUGAUGAUGAUGCGGAUGUGUCACGGUUUGUGCACGGUCCCACUGUGGACAGGAGAUCGGGCAUACUGGUUGAUGCGGCCGUGGCCCUCGGCCCGAAUGGCUCCUUGCUGCCGUUCGAUGCAAGGUUGUCAGCGGAAAAUGGCCGUCUGCCCUGGGGCCCGCCAGAGUGGCCACAGGGCACCUCUCUCCGCAUGGCUGUGUGUGUGCUACGAGCGGAGCACUAUCUACGCUUUUCCGGGCGACUGCGGCUUGAUGUCGUCGCCAAGCUGCGUAUCUUAGAGGGUCUCGGCUGGACUGUUCAGACGGUCAACGCAAGCAGUCUGCAGUCGAGUCAUGCCCAGCUUCACAUGCGCUCCCUGUUGAAACGAAUCCAGGCCACUCAGCUACAUGGUGCUGGCCGAGAUCAAGAGACUGCAGUGUAGCUAGCAUGAUGCACUGUCAUGAUGAGGACCACAGCCACAGCCGCAGAACUGUACAUAGGAUUACUACAUACGACGUGCCGUCAUCGCAAGACCUGCAUUCGGAUAUUGCACUGUACAUAACGCUCCAUGCAAUUGUAUCAUAGCUCUCUCAUUAUGUGCUCGCUACUGAACAAAGCUAACCGCAUGCCCCCACCCCCACAUGCGCUGCACAUAUUGUUAUUUAUUCCCGUGGUAACAGCUGGCUCUGUACUCCCUUUCAUUACAUUAGGUCGCGUUUCCCUUGUUUUUCAUCUAAAAGUUAAAGUAGGGAUGUUUUUUUUGUUGAGAGCUAACUGCUCUUGAGCCCCAACUUAUUUAUUACUUGAGCAAUUUCCAUCAUUUUCAAGAUUCUAGUAUCAUCAUUCUACUUAGAAUGCUCUCAUCUCGAUCUACAA
This is a messenger RNA of Sycon ciliatum, 4516 nucleotides long. RefSeq lists its product as uncharacterized. NCBI's taxonomy places the organism in Eukaryota, Metazoa, Porifera, Calcarea, Leucosolenida, Sycettidae. The record is from RefSeq and is a predicted model, not a curated record. The coding region runs from base 78 to 4082 and encodes 1334 amino acids. The transcript has 18 exons.